AUUUAGGUACGCGUUGAAUACCGAUGUAGAUGCUUUAACUAAUGCAUUGUUUGCACAUGGAGUCAUUCUUGGAAUUGUUUGAUCCGGACAGUCAUAAAGGCAAACAGAAGGAAACAUGGAAUGACUCUGAAAACGAAGGUAAUGGAAUGUCCGACUGUGAAAAUUCAAGCACCGACGACGAUCAGGAAGAAAGAUUACCACCGGAACCAGAACAGGGCAAUGUCGAGUACAAAUUGAAAUUGAUCAAUCCAUCUAGUCAACGGUUUGAACAUCUAGUAACACAGAUGAAGUGGAGACUUAGGGAAGGUCACGGAGAGGCUAUUUAUCAAAUUGGUGUGGAGGACAAUGGAAGGUUAACAGGCUUAACAAAAGAAGACAUGAAAGCGUCCUUAAAGACUUUAAACGAUAUGGCAGCUAGACUGGGUGCCACAACAAGUAUAUUACGCGAAAGACUUGCCAAUUCUAAAAAUAAAGGUAUGACCACGCACAGUAACAACAACGAGGAAAGGCGAGUGACGGAAGUGUUGGUGAAAAAAUUAAGAAAGGGGGACAGAGAGGAUCAGGACAGUAUCAUUGAUCUCAGACUAGCUGUAACGGGUGCACAGGAUGCCGGGAAGUCAACUCUCUUAGGUGUAUUGACGCAGGGUGAGCUAGACAAUGGUAGAGGAAGAGCGAGGUUGAAUAUGCUUCGACAUCUUCACGAAAUAAAAACCGGCCGUACUUCGUCGAUUUCGCAUGAAAUCAUAGGAUUCGAUAGCGAGGGACAUGUAUUAAAUUAUGCGGAAAUGGCAACCGCUGAAGAAAUAUGCGAGCACGCUUCAAAAGUCGUGACGUUUAUAGACCUGGCCGGGCAUCGUAAAUAUUUAAGGACAACGGUACUGGGUCUAACCGGAUAUUCACCUCAUCAUGUUAUGCUGGUCGUAGCGCCGCCUCUGAACGAAGCGUCACAGGAGCAUAUGGCUCUGUGUCUUACUUUAGGACUUCCGAUCUUCAUAGUCUUAAAUAAAAUAGACCUUGGUUUCUGUAGUAUCGCAGAAACUAUGAAUCAGUUAGAGGGUGCGAUUAGUUCGCAAGGAUAUUCCAAACAGUUAGUAAAGUACAACGAUAGUCAAAUACCGUGGGAUUAUGAGUCGGACGUGAUACCAGUGUUUAAUGUAAGUUGCGUCACUGGAGAAGGUCUACAGGAUCUGACAAAUUUUAUCAAAAACUUGUCACCGCAUGACGUGAACUCUAUGGAUUCGGAUUCCGAAUCCUGUCUGUUUCAAAUUGACGAAACGUUUAGAGUAGCAGGCUUAAAUGAACCUGUUUUAGGCGGACUUCUGGUGAAAGGAGCAAUCGCACCUGGCACCCGAUUAUUGGUAGGGCCUCUGCCAGAUGGGGAGUUCAGUCCUGUCAAGGUCGUCAGUUUACACCGCAACAAAGCGCCAUGUUGCUUAGUAAGAGCCUCUCAGAGCGCUAGUUUAACGCUAGCACCGCCGAAUAAUCGAAGUCCACCCUUGCCUCACCUUCGACCUGGAAUGGUUUUGGUGUCAUUAUGGGACCAGCCACACGCGACACUAUUCUUCCAAGCAACCGUGUUAAUAGUAUACCACGCUACGGCGAUAUUUUCUGGCUUCCAAACGACAGUGCACGUAGGGAACGUGAGGCAAACAUGUAUCAUUAAAGGAAUAAUGGACGCAAAGGACAGAGGUCUGCAGACAAACGACACGGCGUCCGUACUGUUUAGGUUCGUCAACCAUCCGGAAUAUCUGCACGUGGGCAUGCGACUUUUAUUGAGGGAGGGUCGCACCAAGGGAAUCGGUAAAAUUACGCAGAUAUUUCCGUUGAUCGGUCAACAAAACGGUAUGCAAUAAACUCAACGAAAUUGUCGCGUGUAA
Molecule: messenger RNA, 1877 nt
Organism: Dufourea novaeangliae
Lineage: Eukaryota; Metazoa; Arthropoda; Insecta; Hymenoptera; Halictidae
Product: GTP-binding protein 2
Exons: 7
Coding region: 42-1853 (603 amino acids)
Biological process (GO): translational elongation
Molecular function (GO): translation elongation factor activity; GTPase activity; GTP binding
Source: RefSeq, a predicted model, not a curated record